Molecule: messenger RNA, 3655 nt
Organism: Pistacia vera
Lineage: Eukaryota; Viridiplantae; Streptophyta; Magnoliopsida; Sapindales; Anacardiaceae
Product: exportin-T
Exons: 15
Biological process (GO): tRNA re-export from nucleus
Cellular component (GO): cytoplasm; nuclear pore; nuclear matrix
Molecular function (GO): tRNA binding; small GTPase binding
Source: RefSeq, a predicted model, not a curated record
UUCGUCCUUCUGUGAUAAGAAAAUCUUAAAAAGCUAUAAAAUUAAAAUCCAAUCCAAACACGCCCUAGGGUUUCUUUAUAGAACACAAAACCCUAAGCACAGAAACAAACGUAAUACACAUUAUAAAAGAUCUCUCAAUUUCAUCUGAUCACAAAUUUAAGGUAAGCUUUCAAAAACCCUUUUCUUUGUUGUACCGAAACACCCUAAAAACCCAGAAAAACCCGGAUGAGAUUUGAGAAAAUCAAGGGACAAAUCUGAACUUUAUUGGGAUUUGAAGAGAAAGUGAAGAAAAAGUUUGUGGGUGUUUUGUUUUAAGGGUUUUGAGCGGUUGAACCAAUGGAUGAUCUUGAAAAGGCGAUACGUUUUAGCUUUGAUCAAUCGGGUGCUGUUGAUUCAGCGCUGAAAUCACAAGCAGUGAGUUUUUGUCAGCAGAUUAAAGGGGCGCCAUUGAUAUGUACUAUUUGCAUUGAAAAGCUUUACUUUUGCAAGCUUGUGGAGGUUCAGUUUUGGUGUUUACAGACUUUAUAUGAGGUUAUUAAGGUUAAAUAUGCAUUGAUGAGUGUAGAGGAGAAGAAUUUUAUUCGGAAAUCCGUGUUUUCGAUGGCUUGUUAUGAGUUCUUUGAUGAUAACAAGAGUGCUGUUCGGGUUUUAGAGAGUCCUCCAUAUAUAAGGAACAAGCUUGCUCAAGUGUUGGUUACUUUGAUUUAUUUUGAGUACCCUUUAAUUUGGUCCUCAGUGUUUGUUGAUUUUUUGCCUCAUUUAAGUAAAGGUUCUGUUGUGAUUGAUAUGUUUUGCCGGGUUUUGAAUUCGUUGGAUGAUGAACUGAUUAGUUUAGAUUAUCUGCGAACUUCUGAGGAAAUAGCUGUGGCUGGAAGAGUAAAGGAUGCAAUGAGGCAGCAAUGUGUGGAGCAGAUUGUUAGAGCAUGGUAUGAAAUUGUGACAAUGUAUAGGAAUUCGGAUUUUGAACUUUGUACUAGCGUUUUGGAUUGCAUGAGGAGGUACAUAUCUUGGAUUGAUAUUAAUUUGAUAGUGAAUGAUGCAUUUAUUCCAUUAUUGUUUGAGUUGAUUUUGGGGGACGGGUUGUCGGAACGGUUCCGUGGUGCAGCUGUGCGGUGUGUUCUGGCUGUGGUUUCUAAAAGGAUGGAUCCACAAUCAAAACUAUGCCUUUUGCAAAGACUCCAAAUAAGUCGGGUUUUUGGUUUGGUCUCUGGGGAUGUUGAAUCUGAGUUGGUUUCAGAGGUAGCUGCAUUGCUUACUGGAUACGCAGUGGAGGCUCUAGAGUGCGUUAAACGGUUGAAUUCAGAAGAUGUUACUGGGGUUUCAAUGAAGCUGUUGAAUGAAGUUUUGCCUUCAGUAUUUUAUGUCAUGCAGAAUUGUGAGAUAGACACCACAUUCAGUAUUGUCCAGUUUCUUUCAGGUUAUGUUGCCACUAUGAGGAGCCUUUCGCCGUUGAGAGAGGAACAACUGUUGCAUGUGGGUCAGAUAUUGGAAGUAAUUCGUACACAGAUUUGUUAUGAGCCUGUGUACCGAGAUCAUCUUGAUGUAUUGGAUAAAAUUGGGAUAGAAGAGGAAGCCAGAAUGGUGGAGUUUAGAAAGGAUUUACUUGUUUUGCUGCGCAGUGUCGGUCGUGUAGCACCUGAUGUGACUCAGUUAUUUAUUAGAACUGCAUUAGUUAGUUCUGUUGUAUCCUCCCCCGACAGAAAUGUUGAAGAGAUGGAAGCUGCACUUUCCCUUUUAUAUGCACUUGGGGAGUCUAUGAGUGAUGAGGCAAUGAGAUCCGGAAGUGGAUUCUUGAGUGAGUUGAUGCCCAUGCUUUUACAGACAAGGCUUCCUUGCCAUUCUAAUAGGUUAGUUGCACUUGUGUAUUUGGAGACUGUUACAAGAUAUAUGAAGUUUGUUCAGGAGAACAUCCAGUAUAUUCCUAUGGUUCUGGGUGCCUUUCUUGACGACAGGGGUAUACACCAUCCGAACAUCCAUGUUAGUCGUAGGGCAAGUUAUUUGUUCAUGAGGGUUGUGAAACUUUUGAAAGCAUAGCUUGUACCUUAUAUAGAGAAAAUUUUGCAGAGCUUGCAAGAUACAGUUGCUCGUUUUACGAGUAUGAAUUAUUCAUCGAAAGAACUUUCGGGAUCCGAAGAUGGCAGUCACAUAUUUGAGGCAAUUGGUUUAUUGAUUGGGAUGGAAGAUGUACUGCUGGAAAAGCAAUCAGAUUAUCUCUCUUCAUUGCUCACUCCCCUUUGUCAACAGGUUCAAGCAUUGCUUCAGAAUGCAAAAGCUUUAAAUCCUGAAGAGUCCCCUGUAAAAAUUGCGAAUGCCCAGCAAAUAAUCAUGGCUAUUAAUUCUCUUAGCAAGGGCUUCAGUGAGCGUCUUGUAACCAGUAGUCGCCCUGCAAUUGGUCUCAUGUUCAAGCAGACAUUAGAUGUCCUUGUUCAAAUUCUCGUGGUAUUUCCAAGGGUAGAGGCUCUGCGGAGCAAGGUCACCUCAUUCAUACAUAGGAUGGUGGACACUCUGGGAUCAUCUGUAUUUCCUUAUCUUCCUAAGGCAUUGGGACAAUUGCUUGCAGAAAGUGAGCCAAAGGAAAUGGUUGGCUUCCUUGUAUUACUUAAUCAACUGAUAUGUAAAUUCAACACCUCAGUGCGUGACAUAUUGGAUGAAAUAUUUCCUGCUAUUGCUGGAAGGAUAUUUAAUGUUAUACCAAGGGAUGGGUUUCCUUCAGGACCUGGAACCAAUACAGAGGAAAUUCGUGAAUUGCAAGAGCUUCAGAGGACAUUGUAUACAUUUCUUCAUGUGAUAGCCACACAUGAUCUGUCUUCAGUGUUCCUUUCCCCCAAAAGUAGGAGCUACUUGGAUCCAAUAAUGCAAUUGUUAUUGUCUACAUCUUGUAAUCAUAAGGAUUAUCUUGUGAGAAAGGCAUGUGUGCAGAUAUUUAUUAGAUUAAUCAAAGAUUGGUGUGUCAGGCCUUAUGGGGAAGAAAAGGUGCCUGGUUUCCAAAGUUUUAUAAUUGAAAUCUUUGCAAGGGAUUGUUGUUUGUACAGCGUGCUUGACAAAUCCUUUGAGUUUGGAGAUGCAAAUACACUUGUUUUAUUUGGAGAAAUUGUGACUGCUCAGAAGGUCAUGUAUGAAAAGUUUGGCAAUGAUUUUCUUAUCCAUCUUGUAUCAAAAGACUUUCCUUCCGCAUGUUGCCCUCACGAUUUGGCUGAGCAAUACUGUCAAAAGUUGCAGGGUAGUGAUAUUAAGGCAUUAAAAUCGUCCUAUCAAUCACUGAUUGAAAAACUAAGACUCCAACAAAACGGGAGCCUUGUUUUCAGAUAGCAGCACAAAAGAAAAUUCUAUUUCUGUUAUGGAUCGCCGCAAUCCAUUUUUUGUUCAUCAAAGGAUUUCUUUUUGUAAAUAGCAAUUUAUGUCCAUUGUCCAUUCAAUGAAACUGAGUUGUAGAUUUCCGGGAAAAAGGCGUUUUUGCUCAUGAAGAAGUUGAAGAGUUUGUUAUAAUAUUACCUUCUCAAAGUUCUAAUAUUAUUCGUCUAAUGUGUGUAUUUGACAGUCUUUUUGUUUUAAUUCUUUAUCCCCUGGUAAAACGGCCAUGUUUUUCCUGGCUAUGUUUCUGUAUACUAUUUUGUUUGGGAUGAAAUGUAAAAUUUUUACUGUAGUACUCAAUAAA